AUGAAUUCCUUCCUCGUCUUCGCUCUGUUCGCGAACUCCGCUUCUGCCCUCUACAACUACUGUACUACUACGGGAACUUCCUGCACGACCAGUGGCACCUGUUCUGCCGGAUACAGUUGCCUGUUCCGUGACUCGAUCAACAAGGUCUGCUGCCCGACCGCUUAUCGAUCAUGCGCCAACUUGGUGGCUGCGAGCACGGGUGUAUCAACCUGUGCUGGCCAGUCUACCUACUGUAGCAACACCUACUACGUCGGGUUGAUGCAGCAGCAGUGCCCAUACACUUGUGGAUACUGUAGCUCGGGUACCAUCUCUACCACCUCGUGCGUCGAUCUGACCAACCCUUCCACUGGUGUCUCCGAUUGCCCAUCUCGUGCGUACCUGUGUACAAACCCGAGCUACCUCACCUUGAUGCAAACUCAGUGCCGCAGGACAUGCGGAUAUUGCUCGGGA
Mesorhabditis spiculigera is the source of this 450-nucleotide messenger RNA. NCBI's taxonomy places the organism in Eukaryota, Metazoa, Nematoda, Chromadorea, Rhabditida, Rhabditidae. The record is from the annotation of a GenBank genome assembly.